Molecule: messenger RNA, 1379 nt
Organism: Apaloderma vittatum (bar-tailed trogon)
Lineage: Eukaryota; Metazoa; Chordata; Aves; Trogoniformes; Trogonidae
Gene: TMEM108
Product: transmembrane protein 108
Exons: 3
Biological process (GO): dendrite extension; postsynaptic density organization; retrograde axonal transport
Cellular component (GO): early endosome; endosome membrane; postsynaptic density
Source: RefSeq, a predicted model, not a curated record
GUGUUCUACUGAUCUUGGCACUGACAGAAGAGCUGGUGUUUUCUGUUCAGGUACUGUCUCCCACUGUCUCCUCCUCUCAGGGCUUCCCAAUGGACACUACCACUGUCACAGCCAUGGGGACAACACCUCGGCACAAAGACAGCCCCGCCACGGAGCCUCUUCCCACCUCCGCUCACACCGUUCCCCGUCCUUCCCCCGGGCAAAAGCAAGCGAGCAGCGGUGAAAAGGAAACAUAUCAUUUGUACAACCAGAGCGCUUUGUACUCGGGACAGACUCGCCCCAAGGUGAAAAUAUUCCAGGUUUUCAAAGGCAACUUCACAGAGUCCUCAGAGCCUUACCUAAAGACCACCCUGCAUUCUCCCUUCCCUACCCUGAGGAGCCCUUUCACAGAUCACCCGUUCCAGUCCCAGACAGCUGCAUCCAGCGAUCCGAACGGCACGGGGCUGGCAAGAACUACACACUCAGACCCUCCUCCUCAACGUAACGCUUCGGGAAGCCUCCUGGGAGCAGAGCAAAGGGACGGGGCCAAGCUCGUGGGGCAGGAUGCAGAUCUUGCCACCAGCACAACUGCUGGACCAUCCACAAAUCCUGAAGCAGCAUCGGUGCCUUUUAAACCCACCCGCUACAGCGUGUGGGAUAUGCUGAGCGAAAACAACUCUUGGGUAACCUUGAACCUCAGUACAAACGUCCCUCUGUUUGCUGGCCCCGGAUCUGCCGCCACUGUGACGGGUCGCUCGGUCCAGACCGGUUUUGAUGUCGACGUCCCCUCCCCAGCAGCGGGAGACUCCGAGGGACCCUCCCCAAUGCAGCGUGGCGCGGUGACAAAUGCGACCUCACUGGGCAGCCCCCUCUCCGCAGCGCCCGCCACGAGGUUGUCCAGCCCCGUUUCCACAGCUGGCUCCACUGCCACUGGGAACUUUCUAAACAGACUGGUUCCUGCUGGGACCUGGAAACCUGGUGUGCAAGGAAACAUCUCCCAUGUCACUGAGGGGGACAAACCCCAGCACAGAGCAACCAUCUGUCUCAGCAAGAUGGACAUUGCCUGGAUCAUUCUGGCUAUCAGCGUACCUAUAUCUUCAUGUUCAGUUCUGCUGACAGUCUGCUGCAUGAGGAGGAAGAAGAAGACAUCUAACCCAGAAAACAACCUGAGCUAUUGGAAUAAUGCCAUCACCAUGGACUACUUCAACAGACAUGCUGUGGAGCUACCGAGAGAGAUCCAGUCCCUGGAGACUUCAGAGGUACCUCAUUUGCAGAAGGCCCCCCCCCCGGAGCCGCGCUCCCCUGCCAACGGCGACUACCGCGACAGUGGGAUGGUCCUCGUGAACCCCUUCUGUCAAGAAACACUAUUUGUAGGACAUGAGCAAGUCUCUGAAAUCUGA